Messenger RNA from Aplosporella prunicola CBS 121167, 1794 nucleotides. RefSeq lists its product as uncharacterized. The transcript is spliced from 3 exons. The coding region runs from base 134 to 1615 and encodes 493 amino acids. The record is from RefSeq and is a predicted model, not a curated record. Gene Ontology annotation, biological process: ubiquitin-dependent protein catabolic process; regulation of protein catabolic process. NCBI's taxonomy places the organism in Eukaryota, Fungi, Ascomycota, Dothideomycetes, Botryosphaeriales, Aplosporellaceae. Gene Ontology annotation, cellular component: proteasome complex; proteasome regulatory particle, lid subcomplex. Gene Ontology annotation, molecular function: enzyme regulator activity.
ACCCACCAUCCCUCACCACCACAUCCCCUAUCCCAACUCUCGCUGCCACUGUCCCGUUGCGCCGCCUGCCAGGUUCUGAUCUUGUUCUUUCGCCCCCGCUGCCGCGUUUGAUUCCACCUUGCCGCAAAGCAACAUGGCGGACAGCAUGGAAGGCGUCGUCUCUACUGGGCAGCCCGCCUCUGUAGAUGUCAAGGAGAAGACUGUUGCAGACAUUUCGAGUAACUUCACCCUCCUCGAGAGAGCCGUCGCUCAGUUCGAUUCUCGUUUCACACUCCGCGCUCUGCGUUCGAUAUCCUCGCUGCGGAAGCGCCUCGACCCCCAGGUCCUUGGCGACGCCAUCCUUUCCUACUACCCCGCAAGCAAUGAGAUGGGCAAGAAGAUCAUCGGUGUGGUUGGCGGCUCGGCGUCCUCGAGCAAGACGUCGGCGGACAGCAAGAAGGAGGUUGUGCCAGAGGUCGACGUGUACCUUGCCAUUCUCGCCCAGGUGAUGCUCUACGACAAGCAGGAAUUCUCCAAGGGCGCGGAAUGGUCAUCUUGGCUGGUCGAGCACAUCCGCGAGCUUAACCGCCGCACUCUCGACCCACUCGCCGCCAAGGCCUACUUCUACAUGGCUCUGUUCCACGAGAACCUGGAUCCCAAGCCCCCAUCGCGCCAGUCCCCUGUUAUUGGCAUCCGCAGGCAGCUGCUUGGUGCCCUCCGCAGCGCCGUCCUCCGCAAGGACCAAGAUACCCAGGCUGCUGUCAUGGUGCUCCUCCUCCGGAACUACGUCUCCACCGCCGACAUCACGCAGGCCGACCUCCUCGUUGCGCAGACCCAAUUCCCGCAGACGGCGCCCAACAACCAGGUCGCGCGGUACCUGUACUACCUCGGCCGCAUUCGCGCCAUCCAGCUCAACUACACUGAGGCGCACGAGCACCUCACUAGCGCGACGCGCAAGUCGCCCACGAGCGGCGUCGCGGCGGGCUUCUACCAAGCUUCGAUGAAGCUCCUUGUCAUUGUCGAGCUGCUGAUGGGUGACAUUCCGGACCGCGCCAUCUUCAGCCAGCCGAAGCUGGAGCGGGCGCUGGAGCCGUACUUCCGGCUUGUGCAAGCGGUGCGCGCUGGCGACCUGCAGGGCUUCCUGAAGGUGGUGCAGGCGCACUCGGGCGUGUUCCAGCGCGAGGGGACCUACACGUUGAUCCUGCGGCUGCGGCAAAACGUGAUCCGGACGGGCAUCCGCAUGCUGUCGCUGUCGUACAGCCGCAUCUCGCUGCGCGACAUCUGCAUCCGCCUAGGACUCGAGUCGGAGGAGUCGGCCGAGUACAUUGUGGCCAAGGCGAUCCGCGACGGCGUCAUCGAGGCCUCGAUCAACCACGAGAAGGGCUUCAUGGCGACGAAGCGACCGGGCGACGUGUACGCGACGCGCGAGCCGGCCGAGGCCUUCCACGACCGCAUUGCGGCUUGCUUGACGCUGCACGACGAGUGCGUGCGGGCGAUGAGCUACCCAAUGAACCAGCACCGCCUGGAGCUGAAGAAUGCGCAGGAGGCGAGGGAGCGCGAGCGUGAGCUUGCCAAGGAGAUUCAGGACGGGGAUAUUGAUGAGGAUGAUGCUGCGGGUGACUUUGAGGGGUUGUAAGGCAAGCGGAGGAUUUGGGCUUUGCUGGAUGGGGAGGGUAAUUCCGAGGGAGGAGUGCAGAGAGAUAGGUAUAGAUGAUGUUAGUUUGUGAAGCUUGAGUGUGUCAAGUGUUGGUGUUGGUGUUGCAGAUCGUUGUGCAGGGGCCGAUGCCGCGGCAACGAUUGAUGACGAUAGACAAG